Molecule: messenger RNA, 1823 nt
Organism: Onthophagus taurus
Lineage: Eukaryota; Metazoa; Arthropoda; Insecta; Coleoptera; Scarabaeidae
Product: cuticle protein 19-like
Cellular component (GO): extracellular matrix
Source: RefSeq, a predicted model, not a curated record
GGGUUGGGUUUAAAGCUAUAAUCUCGAUUGGAACUAAGUGGCUAAUAAUGCAUCGAUUUUGAGUUGGUACUAUGAGGUCGUUCCAGCAAUUUGCAAGUAAUCAAGUAAAAGAUGCUUUUACAUAACCGUUCGAAAAUAGAAUCAACUGUGUCAUCUAUAAUUUGAAUACAAGUUUCGAUAUACAAUGGAGAAGUUGCAAAACUUUACUUAAAUUUAGAUAGUAACUUUUUUUCACAUAAAUCUUUUAUUAUGAUGAUAUAUCGUUCAUACCAAAUAUGAUUAUCUCAACCUUUUCAAUUGCAAACGAAUUGAGAAAUGCAAGAACGAACUCAGGAUUGACCUUGCCUCCGUUUGAGUUACUCGAGGGGCACACACUAAGCAUGACCCGGGCUUUAUGUAUGUAUUAGUAAACGUGCACGAACGCGCACUUUCGAUUUGAGCAGCCGAGGCCCCAUUUUUUUUUAUAAAAACCCGGACGGGAACGAACUAGAAUGAAGAAAGACAAAAAAACCGUAUCACAGAUACUUACCGACACGUCCACGUCUUCAGGAACGGGAGGCGUUCCCCAACCAUCACACACUUUUCAGUCUGUAUAUAAAGACCGUAACGUUCUUUGAAGCUUCAGUCGAACUUUAACAGCAAAACAAUCUGUCAACCUAUUCUUUAAUAAAUAUGAUUGCAAAGAUUUUGGCGUUAGCUACUUUUGUAGCUGUCACAAAUGGUGGAUAUCUUGGUGGACAUCUUGGUGGACCAGCUUUUGCCGCAGCACCAGUUUUAGGACAUGGCUUAAGUUUAGGACAUGCUGCUUAUGCUGCACCAGCUUACGCAGCGCCAGCUUAUGCAGCACCCGCUGUUUAUAAAGCAGCCCCAGCUAUUGUUAAAGCAGCACCAGCAGUUGACUAUGUGGCUUAUCCAAAAUAUGAAUUUAACUAUGGUGUAGCUGAUGGUCAUACUGGCGAUCAAAAAUCACAACAUGAAGUUCGUGAUGGAGAUGUAGUGAAAGGAUCAUAUUCUCUUCACGAAGCUGAUGGAACAGUUAGAACUGUUCAUUACACCGCUGAUGAUCAUAACGGUUUUAACGCUGUUGUUACAAGGUCUGGACAUGCAGCUCAUCCUGCUACACCAAUUGUGGCAGCUCCUGCUAAAGCUGUUUACGCAGCUCCAGCUCCAGUAUUACACGCUGCCCCAGCAUUAGCUUAUGGUGGUUACCUAGGGUACAAACACUAAAAAAAUCUUAACUGCGAUAUUACGACCACGAAAAAAUUAGAUUUUUCUUAUUUUUUCGAAAAGUAACAUUUUCAAAAAAUGAGAAAAAUCAGAACGACCAGAAAGGUUUUUGAAUCGAUUUUUUCUUGUACUAUUUAUUCAUCCGGUUACGGUUACUUUAUUAUUAUUAUUUUUUUCGAUCGAAAAGUUUUCUGGUCGAUCUUUUUUUAUUGCGGUACUGAUCGACUAAAUGCCAUGCCAAAACUUUUUUAUCGUAUCAACUUGAUUCGAUCAUUCUUCGCCUGACUCGUGUAAAUGUCCCAAACGUUUUUUUGCGAAUCUGUAUUAUUUUUUUUUCAAUUACCUUUUAAUUAUAAGUAAUUGAUAUCGUGUUUAUUUUUUUGUAUUACGUAUUUAUGUAUAUUAUAUGAUAUGCAAGUUUUUAAAAAUAAUUUUAUCAUUUUUUUGUACAUAUAACUCUUCUCUUUUUUUUGUAGUUCGUACGAAUUAUUUUUUUAAUGACGCAGUAUUUUCCAUGUUCUCUUCGCGUAUACUUUAUACUAUGUAUUUUGUACUGUUUUUUAAGUAAAUAUAUGCAUCAUCUUUGUCAUCAAGAA